CCUGUCCAAAUUGUGAUGGAGUACAAAAAACAAACAUCUAUAAAGCCUUUUAGGCCCAUUGUUACACUCGGCCCAUUUCAAUCUUUUUCGCAUCAGCUUCAUCCAAGCCGGAUCUUUGAGCCGAUCCUUGAUACCAGCCGGCUCGGCGCCUUAGAUUCCAUUCACAUUCAGUAUACUAUAGUGCUGCCUAACCUCCACUCACUCAAUCCUCUCUUGGCGGCACAUUCGAUUCAGAUGUCAAUUUCUAUGGUCUGAUCUUCCGUAAAAUUCGAACAAUUGGGAGAAAUAUCAAUUCAUGCAACAAUGGAAUCUGUGGAAUCAACCAUCGCCAACAGCAAAAUCCUGAAUGUAGGGCUUCUGCUAGUAGCAACUCUCGUGGUUGCGAAGCUGAUUUCUGCUUUACUGCUGCCCGGAUCCAAAAAGCGGCUGCCGCCGACGGUGAGCGCGUGGCCGGUGAUCGGAGGUUUAAUCCGGUUCCUGAAAGGUCCGGUGGUGAUGCUGAGGGAGGAGUACCCUAAGCUUGGGAGUGUGUUCACUCUGAAAUUGGUGAAUAAGAACAUCACUUUCUUAAUUGGUCCGGAAGUUUCGGCACAUUUCUUCAAGGCGCCGGAAUCUGAUCUUAGCCAGCAAGAGGUUUAUCAAUUCAACGUGCCUACGUUUGGGCCUGGUGUGGUGUUUGAUGUGGACUACACAAUUAGGCAGGAGCAGUUCAGGUUUUUCACUGAGGCGCUUAGGGUUAAUAAGCUCAAAGCUUAUGUGGAUCAGAUGGUUAUGGAAGCCGAGGAGUAUUUUUCAAAAUGGGGAGAAAGCGGUGAAGUGGACUUGAAGUACGAGUUAGAGCAUCUAAUCAUACUAACAGCCAGUAGAUGCUUAUUAGGCGAAGAGGUUCGUAAUAAGCUCUUCGAUGACGUUUCUGCCCUGUUCCAUGACUUAGACAGUGGAAUGCUCCCAAUCAGUGUCAUAUACCCUUACCUUCCAAUCCCAGCACACAAACGCCGUGACCAAGCUCGCAAGAAGCUAGCAGAUAUUUUCUCAAGCAUCAUAAUUUCUCGCAAACAAACAGGCAAGACACAGAAUGAUUUAUUACAGUGCUUCAUAGAUUCCAAGUACAAAGAUGGCAGAGCCACAACUGAGUCUGAAGUCACGGGCCUUCUAAUUGCUGCUCUAUUUGCUGGCCAGCACACAAGUUCGAUUACUUCCACAUGGUCUGGAGCUUAUCUUCUUGAAAACCCUAUAUACAUGUCGGCUGUUUUGGACGAGCAGAAGAAUUUGAUGCAAAAGCAUGGUAACGAGGUUAAUUACGAUGUUUUGUUUGAGAUGGAAACUCUGUACCGAUGCAUAAAAGAAACUUUGAGGCUCCACCCUCCAUUGAUAAUGCUUCUUCGAAGCUCGCACAGCGAUUUUAGCGUGAAGACUAAGGAAGGAAUGGAGUAUGACAUUCCCAAGGGGCAUAUUGUUGCUACUUCCCCCGCUUUCGCGAAUCGGCUCCCACAUAUUUAUAAAGAUCCGGACGUUUAUGACCCUGAUAGAUUCUCUCCAGGGAGAGACGAGGACAAGGCUGCGGGGGCGUUUUCGUACAUUUCUUUCGGUGGUGGGAGGCAUGGAUGUUUAGGGGAGCCGUUUGCUUACCUACAAAUUAAAGCAAUUUGGAGCCAUUUGCUGAGGAACUUUGAGAUGGAACUUAUUUCUCCUUUUCCGGAGAUUGAUUGGAAUGCUAUGGUUGUUGGUGUGAAGGGGAAAGUGAUGGUAAGGUACAAACGCAGAGCUCUUUUACCUUCACAUUGAUUAAUUGGCUAACAUUUGAUCAAUUGCUUGUUUUAGAUUUUGAUGCAUGUUCUUUUUAAGUUUUGAAUCCAUCAAACUUGUGCUUUAUAUAUUUAUUUAUGUAGAAGUAUUUGAUUUGCUCUUGCAGUAUUGAAUACUACUGUUUCAGUUUGCUAUCAACUUCUUGAGAAUUUGUAGUUUUCUGAUUUUCAUCUUUUGUUUUAUUGGGUUAUUUGUAUGCUACAUCGGGUGAUUUCUUGCUGUUGA
This is a messenger RNA of Erythranthe guttata (spotted monkey flower), 2031 nucleotides long. RefSeq names its product obtusifoliol 14-alpha demethylase. NCBI's taxonomy places the organism in Eukaryota, Viridiplantae, Streptophyta, Magnoliopsida, Lamiales, Phrymaceae. The record is from RefSeq and is a predicted model, not a curated record. Gene Ontology annotation, molecular function: oxidoreductase activity, acting on paired donors, with incorporation or reduction of molecular oxygen; monooxygenase activity; iron ion binding.